UCUUAUUACCUUCCGUAUACAUUCUUAUUAUUAUUUUUUUAUAAUUCACACUUCGUCAUAAUCAAAAGGUGCAACUGAGCUACGUUCGUUUGUUCCUAUCUUCUAGUCUCUCCAAAAACCACCAUCCAUUAAAAAAAAAAAAACUCUUAUCAAAUUUGUAAGAGUUUAGUUCUCUUUCAUUUACUUGUUUCUCAUUAAGAGAGUGUAGUAGAAACAAACAAAAGUAGCCAUGGGAAAAAAACUUGAUGCUUUACUAGGAAGAAACUUUAAGACUAGCAAAUUCAAGGCCACUGCAAAUCUAGCCAUUUCCAGGGUUACUGUACUCAAGAACCAACGUCAAGUACGAGGCUCGAUCGCGCGGUCCGAUGUGAUUCAGCUCUUAAACCUUGGUUACCAUGAAAGAGCUCUUCUUAGGGUUGAGCAAGUUAUCAAGGAACAAAAUAUGUUGGAUGUGUUUGACAUGGUAGAAGGCUAUUGUCUUUUGGCUAUUGAAAGAAUCAACCUUAUUCAACAAGAAAAAAUAUGUCCUGAGGAAUUGAAGGAGGCGAUAUCAAGCUUGAUUUAUGCAGCUUCAAGGUGUGGUGAAUUCCCAGAACUUAAAGAACUUCGAGCUAUUUUCAUGUCAAGAUUUGGGAAAGAAUUUGCAGCUCGUGCGGUUGAGUUAAGAAACAACUGUGGAGUAAAUACUAAGAUGAUACAAAAGCUGUCAACAAGGAUGCCUAGCUUAGAGCAAAGAACCAAAGUGCUGAAGGAAAUUGCUGCAGAGAAUAACAUUGUUUUGAAAAUUGAGGAAACGAUUUUGGAGAAUACAGAGGAGAAGAAAGUCACUGAGAAUAGGAAGGACCAGUCUGAAGGUCACAUACCAGUUUUACCUCAAGAUGUAGACCAUGUAGCUAGGAGAGAAUAUAAAGAUGUAGCAGAUGCAGCUCAAGAAGCUUUUGAAUCUGCUGCUUAUGCAGCAGCUGCUGCAAGAGCAGCUGUGGAACUCUCUCGGUCUGAAUCGCGUGAUCCAGAUGACCCUAAAAGUCCGAGUCAGAAGCCAAGGAAUGUAUCAGACGUUCAUGAGGAUUUAAUAGCUGAGUUUCGUACAGGAGAGGAGAAGAAUAAUGAGGGAGUGAAUGUUGGGGAUGGAGUAGAGAAAACACAGCCUAGUCAGAACUAUGGUUUUCACUCUGAAAACCAAUUCUCCGAUGAAGAUGAGGUGGAAGAACGCAAACAGAGGAAGUUUAAUGAACAGUUCAAGAGAUCAGUCUCUGCUUCAAGUUCUGAUUCAGCAGACGACAUUCUUGUUGAUGAGGUGAAAAGUCCCAGGCAUGGUGUAAUUUUUGAUGAAAUCGAUGAAGAAGUUGGAGAGGAAAACAGAAUUCCGUCAUUAAAAUGUCCUAAGAAUGAAGUUUUUGGUUCUCCAAUGCACCAAGCAGGAAAUGAGAAGGAGAUUGAAGGAUUCACAAAGCAAGGUGCAGUAUACCUAGACAUAAGUAAGAAGCCAAUAUCAAUGAGAACUAGAAAGAACUUUCACUGGUGACCAAAGAACGGAUAAAUGUUUAAUGAAAAGGAGAUUGAAGGAUUCACAAAUCAAGGUGCAGAAAACCUAUACAUAAAUAAGAAGCUAACAUCAGUGAGAACUAGAAAGAACUAUCACUAAUAACCAAGGACGGAUAAAUGGUUGCUGAGAUUUUGCCAGUUGGUGCAUAUAUAAUGUGCUUUGUCAAUAUAUCAUAGUUCCAUAUUUUCUUUUAUCUUUGGAGAUUUUGUAAAUUUGAGGAUAUAUUUUGUGCUUUGUCAAUAAACUGUAGCUUCAUAUUUUGUAUGCUGCUAUUGCUAUGAACCUAUACAAUUUUCAGUUGUCUUUUGAA
Molecule: messenger RNA, 1856 nt
Organism: Solanum dulcamara
Lineage: Eukaryota; Viridiplantae; Streptophyta; Magnoliopsida; Solanales; Solanaceae
Exons: 5
Coding region: 230-1525 (431 amino acids)
Biological process (GO): protein transport
Source: RefSeq, a predicted model, not a curated record